This is a messenger RNA of Vicia villosa (hairy vetch), 2260 nucleotides long. RefSeq names its product E3 ubiquitin-protein ligase ATL6-like. Lineage: Eukaryota; Viridiplantae; Streptophyta; Magnoliopsida; Fabales; Fabaceae. The record is from RefSeq and is a predicted model, not a curated record. The coding region runs from base 163 to 1281 and encodes 372 amino acids. The transcript has a single exon.
CAACACCUUUGAUUGUGUCUUUUUAUUCUCAUACACAAACCAAACCCUUCAUUUCAUUUCAUAUAUAAUAUAACCUCUCUCACCUUCACUUCUUCAGACUCAUUCUCCUUUUCUUUACAGAGAGUUCAGUCAUUACUCUCAUCUCAACUAUUUCAUCUAACCAUGGAUAACAAAAAUGACAAAACUAUCCCUCUAUGUUUUUUCUUUGUCUUCCUGUUUUUCUCCGGUGUCCCCUUCGCCGGAGCACAAUCAGUCAACGGUACCACAAACAACGAUAAUAACUAUUACAACCGUGUAAGCCCCUCCAUGGCGAUAAUUAUCGUGAUUCUCAUAGCUGCUCUUUUUCUGAUGGGAUUCUUCUCAAUCUACAUCCGUCAAUGUGCUGAUUCACCUUCCAACAGCAUCCGCAACAUGGCUGGUGUCACAGGACGAUCACGACGCGCGGCGCGUGGUCUUGACGCUUCCGUGCUCGAAACGUUUCCGAUUUUCGAAUACUCGUUCGUGAAGAUUCACAAAAUCGGAAAAGGGACUCUAGAAUGUGCUGUGUGUUUGAACGAGUUUGAAGAAACUGAAACGCUGCGUUUGAUUCCGAAGUGUGAUCAUGUGUUUCAUCCUGAGUGUAUUGAUGAGUGGCUCGGUUCACAUACGACUUGCCCGGUUUGUCGAGCUAACUUGGUUCCUCAACCGGGUGAAUCGGUUCACGGAAUCCCGUUGUUUAAUACAGAACAACAAGAUAUCGAGGCUCAAAACGACGUAGUUGAAUCGGUUCAUGAACAUCAAAAUAUGGAUGGUUCUGUUAAAGAGUCAACUGAACCGGAAGUGUUGACCGUGAACGAGACGUUGAACCGGAACCGUACGAGAGGCUCCCGGUCUGGAAGGCCUCGUUGGUUUCCGCGGUCUCAUUCGACCGGUCAUUCGUUGGUUCAACCGGGUGAGAAUACUGAGCGGUUUACUUUAAGGCUGCCUUUGGAAAUGAGGAAACAGAUAUUACAGAACCCGGAAUUGCAUCGGGCUAGAAGCUUGGUAGUGUUGCCGAGAGAAACUAGUUCACGGAGGGGAUAUCGAACCGGUGGUGGGGAGGGGAGUAGUAGAGGGAAGUCUGUAAGGUGGUUGGACCGGGGUUUUAAAUCGGACCGGUGGGUUUUUACUAUGGCGCCUCCUUUUCUUGUGAGAGCGUCGUCGAUUAGGUCACCGAGGGUGGCUAAUAGCGCUGGGGAAGGUACUUCUGCUUCAGCAGCUACGACGGCGGCGGCUGUUGACUCGCCGCGCCCUCCGGUUUGACUGUCUGCUUCUAGUUGAACUCCCCUCUUGCUUACGAUUUCAUUGUAUUUAUUUAAAUUUUUUUUAUAUCUUGAAUUAGUUUUUGUCUUAGUGUAAAAUUUGUAAAAUGUGUAUAACGCAGCACAUUAUUUUCUUAAGAUAAAUAUAGUCAUGAUAUACUGACAAUUUCAUGAUCAUUAUUAUUUAAGUUCAUACUAGUAUUUUAGAUAUGGCAUACUCUACUCUUUUGUACCUAUUAUGGGUGAGGGAGUAUCAAUGGGUAAGGUAUAAAAAGAAGAGGCUUGCUAUUUGUCCACCAAAAAACAUACACCAUUCACUUACAUCUUAUCAAAUAUAGCAUAGUGUUUAGGGAUUAGAAUUUUUAUAAAGGGCACGACCUGCCAGUGAAGCUCUUAGAAGGUAUCCCAUUGACGUAUCCGGCAGAAGCCUUCAAGUCUGGUCGAGUUUACAAGCUGGAACGAGCACUCACAAGAGUCUAUCUAGGUAGACAUGGCCGGAUGCUCAGAAGCCACGAGUAGGAAUCAGCCGGGUACUCAAACAAGUCGCGUACCAGAAGAAUACAUAGAGACAUAGGCCAAUUCGAAUGUAACGCCUAACGGUUACACACAAGCAGGUCGUAACUGAUGAGUAAAUAUGUCAUCCACGGACCUUGUAUUCAAUGAUUGAGCAAUGUUUGUAACGUUGGAAGGCCAAAGGUUGCUUCUUAAAUGAGGCAUUGAAGGCCAAAGGUUGCUUCUUAAAUGAGGCAUUGAAGGCCAAAGCAGCUAUAAAAGGGGCUCCCGCUAGAGGGAUAAGCAAGACACUCCUCUUGUAAUUCAGUGAUCAGCUCACUAUUUCCAAAUCCCCCAGAAUACGUAUAAAUAUCAUCCCGUCAAAGCUUCCCUCACCUCUGGAGGCAAGCUCCAUCAUAUUCAGUUUUUUUACACAAGAACACAUAGGUAUAUGUAUUGUUGUGUCAAAGUAUAGGAAAAAUUAAUAA